CAGCCCUCCUCAGCCCUCCUCGUUUCUUUAUGGGAACAAGCUGCUGCUCUUCAUCAUCACCACCAUCAUCAUCAUCAUCAUCAUCAUCAUCGCCACACGUCAUGGAGGUGAAAGUGAGGAGCAGGAGCGUCUUCGGCAGCGUCAAGGUGUUCGUGGCGUGUCACAGCGUGCUGCAGCUGUCGCAGCUCCUGGUGUCGGGCUACAUGAAGAGCUCCAUCUCCACCAUCGAGCGGCGUUACGGUCUCUCCAGUCAGAAGUCGGGGCUGCUGGCCGCCUUCAACGAGGUGGGCAACACGCUGCUGAUCGUUUUCGUCAGCUUCCUCGGGAGUCGCGUUCACCGCCCUCGCGUUAUCGGCUUUGGCGCUCUGCUCGCGUGUUUGGCCUCGCUGCUGAUGGCGCUGCCUCACUUCCUGAGCGGGCCGUACCGCUACGGCGACAGGCGGUACCGGAACGGCGACCGCGCCGGCUCAGCCACCGGGAACAGCUCCGGCCUGUGCCACGUGCAGAGCGUUCUCCAUGAUGCCAACUCCACCGCACCGUCGUCCAAUCAGAGCUGCGGCGAGCAGGAAAGCUCUGCCCACGAGGGUAUCUACCCUCUGCUGCUACUGGCUCAGCUGCUGUUGGGCGUGGGCUCCGUGCCCGUCCAGCCUUUUGGCAUCUCCUACAUCGACGACCAUGCCAGCAAGAAGAACUCUCCGCUCUACCUCGGCAUCCUAUUGGCCGUCACUGCCAUUGGCCCCGCCUUCGGCUUCCUCAGCGGCGCCUUUCUGCUUCGACUCUACGUCGAUUUUGACAAAAUGUCCGCAGAUGAGGUGGAGUUGGAUCGCGGUGACCUGCGCUGGGUUGGCGCCUGGUGGCUCGGCUUCCUGGUAGCGUCCUGUCUUCUCUUCAUGGCCGCGUUGCCAUACUUUUUCUUCCCCAGGGACAUGCCCCCGGAGGAUGAGUCGCAAGUGGACGACAAGCGAGAGCCAGAUAUUUUCCAGGAAGUCAGCCUUCUUCACUUCCUUAAAAGUUUUCCCAGCAUGUUGUGUCGGACCCUGCGGCGUCCAGUCUACCUCCUGGUGGUCCUGGCGCAGGUCAACCUGGCCGCCAUGGUUUCCGGCCUCGCCACCUUCAUGGCCAAGUUCAUCGAGAAGCAAUUCAGCCAGACGGCAGACUUCUCUGCCGUCAUUAUCGGUGGCCUGUGCAUCCCUCUGGGCGUGCUGGGCACCGUGCUAGGCGGAGUCCUGAUGCGGCGCUGGACUCUUGGUGUCACCGGCGCCAGCAAGUUCUGCGCCGCCGCCAUCUUGCUCAGCCUUCUCUGCGCCUUCCCUCUGGUCCUCAUGGGCUGCCCCACACAGAAGGUCGAUGGGGUCUUCCCACCUCGGCGUACAGCACCAUGGUGCAGCUCGGCAUGUCGAUGUGUCCAGGAAUCGUUUCAUCCGGUGUGCGGUUCUGACGGUGUCGAGUUUACGUCUCCGUGUCGUGCCGGCUGCGUCGUCGUGAAAAUGGACAGCGCCAACAAAGUCAUCAACUUCACAGAAUGUCGGUGCGUGGGCGGGGCCGGUGGCUCGGCCACGCCCAGAACCUGUGGCAUUGGGUGCGGCCGCUUCCUGUUGCCUUUCGUGGUCCUGAUGGCCGCCAGCUGUCUCAUCGCGUCCUUGUGCCAGACACCGUCCUUCGUCAUCAUCCUCAGGAUGGUGUCAGCGCGGGAAAAGUCGUUGGCAGUGGGCGUCCAAUACAUGCUCUUCAGGGUCCUCGCCUUCAUGCCCUGCCCGGUUCUCUACGGCGCCGUCAUCGACUCCACGUGCAUCCUGUGGGACAGGAAGUGCGGCAAGCAGACUUCCUGUCUCUACUACGACUUGGACCGCUUCAGACACAGGUUUUUGGGUGUCCAGGGGCUCUUUAUGUGCGGGGGACUGCUGUGCUUCCUCUUGACGGCGCUGGUGCUGCACAGGAGGAGGGAGGGGCCUGCGGCUCCUGAGGCAGCCAAUCAGAGCGUCUACGAGCUGGUGGACAAGCACGGCACGGGACGGGAAGUGAUCCCACCCCAGGCCUGAGGAGGCUCCAGAGGACACUAUAGAAAGACCUAUGACCAUUUAUUCCAUGUCCUUACUCUCCAGUUUAAGGUCCUUGGACUAGUAGUACUCGUAAGGCACAGUCGUUCUACUAGUGUGCUGAGUUGUAUUACUAAUGAGGACAAAGUGCAUACUAGUACAUGGACCUUUUUAUGGAUAUCAAGUAUAUGAUUUUAUUUUUUGGUCCACUUCCUCUUUGUCAUGCAUGAUCAAGCGCAAUUCCAUUAAUGUCCACAAGGGAAACUCACUCCACUUGUGGACCGGGCAACUUCCUGUUACGCUGCAAAGCUACGCGAUAAUGUAGCCUAGCCUCCACGCCGCCAUCUUGUGUCCGAAGUCUGCACAUAUGUGUUUGUUUGUUGGUUUGUGUGUGUGCGUGUGUACAAGUGUGUUUGUGUGCUUGUCUUUGUGUAUGUCUGUGUGUGUGCGCAUACGUUUGUGUGUCCAUGGGUGUCUGUGGUUGUGUGUGUUUGUGUGUACGUUUUUGUGCAUGGACUGUAUGAGUUUUUGUGCAUCUGUGGGUGUGCGUGGGUGUGCAUGCGUGUGUGUGUGUGAGCGCGUGAUUCGUCACCAAAGUUUAGCCUCUAAGCCCUUUUGUCGAUAUGGAUUUUGUGUGUGUGUUUAGAUAAAUGUUAUUUCCUUUUU
Messenger RNA from Phycodurus eques (leafy seadragon), 2702 nucleotides. It is a transcript of the gene slco2b1, whose product is annotated as solute carrier organic anion transporter family, member 2B1. Gene Ontology annotation, cellular component: membrane. Gene Ontology annotation, molecular function: bile acid transmembrane transporter activity; protein binding. Gene Ontology annotation, biological process: transmembrane transport; bile acid and bile salt transport; sodium-independent organic anion transport. The record is from RefSeq and is a predicted model, not a curated record. NCBI's taxonomy places the organism in Eukaryota, Metazoa, Chordata, Actinopteri, Syngnathiformes, Syngnathidae.